AUGAUUGUCAACAGUGGCUUGCAAAUUGCGCUCCUCCUCACGGUCUAUUUCGACAUGACGCUACGGGAUGUCUUUGCAUCACAGGUGAAGGAGAUGAUCCAUUGGCGCGCCUUGAAGGGUCACAGCUACGACGACUUCGAUUCAGACACGGGGUACUCCGUGAUCAACCGCCUCUGUCAGCACAAGCUGUGGUCCUUCGAGCAAGAAGAGUACCAGGAGAUGUUCGAGUAUCUCUACAUGCCAAUGCCAGGGUGGACGCUCAGUGUCCUGGCCAUCAUCAUGUGGGUGCUGACCAUGAUGGCUGAGUAUCGCCGCUGUUGCGAACAGGGGUUGGCCCUCUGGCACCUGCCGACCCUGAAAAGAGGCGAUCCUGCUGUGCUGAUUACGGAAGAUGGUGAACAAGAUGAGAUUCUCGGAAUCUACAGGGUUCUUCGCCUCUUGGCUUUUGCCACUCUGAUCAUACCGCGACUGUUCGUCACCAUUUGUCUCUGCCUUGUGGGCUGCCAAUACUUGGCGCAGACUGCCUCUUUGCACGACAUCGUGCUCAACGCAGUGGCGUUGGCUUUUGUCUUGGAUGUCGACGAGUUGCUCGCGCAGGUGCUCUUCACAGAAAGGAUACGCAUGACGCUGCCCAGGAUCAAGCCUCUGGCCUGCGGCGAGAACAAGCUCCUUCUCGGCUUUCCAGUUAAAGAUCUGCUUCGCUACGUCCUCACCCUUGGCUUCGUACUCGCAGCAGUUAUCGGCUUCUUGAUCCCCUUCAGCGCCAACGUGCAGGCGGCCGCACUGGCACUCUGCGGCGGAGUCCACGAUUUCAGCUUCUCCGGAGGCCAUGCCGACUCCCCCCCGGUCGUCCUCCAGCCGAAAUACACCGCCACGGAUCAAUGGACGCCGUCUUGCACUGCGCCAGGGGAAGACUACGACAGCUACCUUCGCGACUACUACGGUUUUGGCGUGAAUGAGAGCGUGGCAAGCGUGCACAACAGCAGCUUCGUGGAUUCCAUCGACUACACUGCCAUCAAGACCCGUUUUGUCUUGGCAUAUGCCCUCACGGAUCCUACGUGCCCCAGUGGACACGUCCGCGAGCCCUACAAGAGCAAGACCGUCGUCGACAAUGAGACCAGGUCUUGCAUUGCCAUUCCCCAGGCGCUGACUGAAAACCUGCCCGCAGAUGUGGGUGUCGGCACGAUCUUUCCGUCUUGUCCCCGUUUCAAUGCCUCGGACAAGUGCAAGAGUCCCGACACACCAGAAGCGUGCAUCUGGUCGUGGCGCUCCAUCAAGUGCGAGCAAUACGAAGCUAAACCUCCCGGACACGUCUUUGCGCGGGCUUGCGCUGCCUCCACUAACCAGGAGGAGUGCGACAUGUGGAGGUAUCAGGUUGGGGCGCCGCACCCUACCAAGAAUUGCAGGGUUGUUGAUGAGUGCGGAGAAGAUGCAGACUGCUUAGAGAUGGAAGGAUGGGUCCAAUUCAACAUGACCUAUCCGCCACUUGUCAUGGCGUUCUCAAAUACCGUCGAGGAGUCUCUGAAGACCGUCAUGGUCGCUAUGCAUUCCCUGACUGCAGACAGUGUCACGAUCGUCGAUUUCAUCCGCACGUUCUCCGGGAAUUUGCCGCAGGAAGAUACCUUUGAAGCGCGAUACAGAAUCCAUCCGGUGCCAAUGACCCUCUUGACAGAGAGGCUAUACCAAAGUGCUUCGGCACUUCGCCGCUUCCUGAACCAACAGCUGACCUCGAACAAUAUCACCUUCAAUGUGACCGGCAUCAAGUUCGACCAGCAAUCGACAACCUUCCGAGACGCCUCUGAAAGUGAUCCUGGCUUCGGAACCUGGACUAUCGACUAUAAUUAUGGCGGUGGCUAUGGCCCUGGCGGCCCUCCUUGA
This is a messenger RNA of Symbiodinium sp. CCMP2592, 1878 nucleotides long. The record is from the annotation of a GenBank genome assembly. Lineage: Eukaryota; Dinophyceae; Suessiales; Symbiodiniaceae.